AUGAAAGCCAUCGCCAUGCACGGCAACGAAGCCGUUGUCGAAAAGGACCGGCCCCUUCCCAAACUACGCGACGACUACGUCCUGGUCAAAACCGUUGCCGUGGCUCUCAACCCCGCAGACUGGAAGCACGUUGCCUUCGGUUUCGCAGCCCCCGACGGUCUGCUUGGCUGCGAUUUUUCCGGCAUCGUCGAACAAGUCGGGCCCGCAGUAACCAAGGCCUGGAGCAAGGGAGACCGAAUCUGCGGCGUUGCGCAUGGCGGUAAUUUCGUGCAGCCCGAAGAUGGUGCUUUUGCCGAAUACAUUGUCGCGAAGGGUGAUGUGCAGAUGAAAAUCCCCGAUGGCAUGAGCUUUGAACAAGCCGCUACGAUCUCUUUGGGUGCCGCGACUGUGGGACAGGGCUUGUAUCAGCAGGCUCUCAAGCUCAAUUUGCCUACGGAUCCGGUGAAAUCUAAAAAUUAUGUUCUUAUCUACGGUGGAAGUUCCGCUACCGGUGCUUUGGGCGUGCAGUAUGCAAAGUUAUCAGGCUACGCUGUGCUCUCCACCUGCUCACCCCGGAACUUCGAGUACGUCAAAAGUCUCGGCGCUGACGCGGUUUUCGACUAUCACGAUGCCUCCGCUCCGGCCACCAUCCGCUCGUAUACAUCCAACACCCUAACUCUCGCCUGGGACACGAUCAGUGUGAAAGAAUCCGCACAGUUUUGCGCCGACGCCUUGUCGUCAGAUUCCAAAGAUUGUCUAUACGGGGCAAUUGUGCCGAUGAAAUGUCCCCGCGACGACGUCAAAAGCACGGUGACAAUCAUGUACAGUAUCUUCGGGGAGGAAUUUAAGAUGGGUCCCAACACGAUUCCUGCGAUCUCAGCGGAUUACGAGUUUGCGAAGAUGUUUAUGUCGAUGACAGAGAAGCUGUUGGCGGAGGGCAAGUUGAAGCCGCAUAAGGAGAAAGUCGGCAAGGGUGGAUUGGAGGGCGUACUGAAGGGGCUGGAGGAUCUGAAAACGGAGAAGGUCUCCGGGGAGAAGCUAGUGUAUUUGGUUGAUGAGACCCCGUGA
Rhinocladiella mackenziei CBS 650.93 is the source of this 1047-nucleotide messenger RNA. RefSeq lists its product as uncharacterized. The transcript is spliced from 2 exons. The record is from RefSeq and is a predicted model, not a curated record. Gene Ontology annotation, molecular function: oxidoreductase activity, acting on NAD(P)H. Lineage: Eukaryota; Fungi; Ascomycota; Eurotiomycetes; Chaetothyriales; Herpotrichiellaceae. Bases 1 to 1047 code for a protein of 348 amino acids.